GGGUCUCAGAGCAUCCAGAGGCCUGGUGUCAGGAGCAGGGCCUCAGAUGGGCAGAGGGGAGGGCCCAGGCCCUUUGAGGAGACAGGGCCCAUCCCAUGACAGAUAGAAGAACUCUGUCCCUGCUGCAGCCCUGGGGGCCCCUGGUUACAGAGGUGGUGUCCAGUGAAAUAUGUUUGAACCUUUGGAGAGAUCUUGGGACCUGGGUCCGAGGGGAAAGGGCUCGGGUCGGCUCGGGGCCCCAGCACAGACUGUCUGGGGAGUCCGGAUAGCAACCAAGGGAAGCCUGAGGGACCAGGCACCCCAGAACAGAGGCCUGCUUCCCCACAGAUGUCAACCCCGAGCAGCAACCUAGGGAAGCUCCCCAUCUUAGGCAGAGGGCACUUGGGCUGCCUUGACCUCCACAUCUAGGGCUCAGAGAGACAGGGGUACUGGUGGAAAGAGCAGGGGAGGGCCGGGGUUCUCCUGGAGUCAAGAAGAGGACAAGAAGGAGGACUGAGGGACCCUGGACCCAGCAGGGAGUCAGUCCCAGGAGGCUCCUGGGUGGGAGCACAAUGAGACGGGGCAGGUGCUGACUUCUGCUCCAGGUCGUGAGACAGAGAGCUUGUCGUAAGGAGGGCUCUCGGGCAGCAGAGCCGAAGGCACAGGCCAUCCAGGGAGUCCAGAUGGGGUACAGAGGGACCCCAAGGAACCCGUGUGAGCCUCUGCCAUCAGCCCGGGGACUCCCCAGACUUGGUAGCCUGUUGUGACGUCCAGUCUUUGCCCGCGGUUCUCAGGGCAGUGAGGGCUUUGGUCUGAGGGAACAGGCCUGGAGAUGGCAAAGAGAGGACCGGAUGUGCUGCGGUCAAGUGGAGAUCCCCGAGGGAGGACUCAGGGAGGCGCCCAGACUCCACAAGAGGGACAGCGCCCUGAAAGCUGGCCCUGCUGUCGGCCCCGGGAGGUCUGUGUGUGCCCUGUCCACGGGCAGCGUGUCAAGACUGCCUGACCAAGGCUCGGGCCCUGGUUUAAAAACUGAGGGUCAGGAGCGAGUGGGACUGGAUGGAAGGCUCCAGAGGUACGACCUGGGAGACCCUGGAUAGAGGGGCUGGUCCUGGGAGAGUCAGGCCCGGGGGGGCCCUGAGCAGAAGGAGGACAAGCAGAGUGUGCGGGCUUCCGCCUCCGGGACCCACAGAGGCUGGGGCUGGGGGUAAGAGGCAGGUCCUUGGGUUUGGCAGCAGGGAGGGCCCAGAUCCUGCCAGAGUCAAGGUGAGGACCCUCGGAGAACUGAGGGGACUCUGGUCCCCAGGACAGAGUCAUCAAUGGGAGGCCCUUGAGCAGCUGGCCACCUAAGGCGCACCCCGAAUUUGGCCUUGGAUCUCAGCAAUGCAUGGGGCAGUCAGAGGAAAACGGACUCAGGACAGCUGAGGGCAGGGCCCCCGGUCUGGUUGGCGUCCGGGAGGGAUGCAGAGUGAGAGUUGAGGACCUUAGAGCCUAAAACAGACAGUGAUUUGAUUGCCCUUCGGCACCUUCUUGGCCAUCCCCCUGGAAGAGGGGAGCAGCCGACCUGUUUCCUGACUUAUGCACCCAGGGUCCCAGGAGGUGCCAGCCUUGGUCCUAUAGUGUGGCCUCAGGUCAGGAGAGGGUGGAGUCUCACGAUCCUGAGGGAGGACUAAGCAGACCCCCACCCAGACGUAGGGGACCCAGCGAAAACCUGCCCCUGGGGUCAGCCCUGCAAGGCCAGGCCAGGGGUCAAGAAAAGUGAACACCCUGCUUUCUGCACUGGGUCCCAGGGUGUUCGGGGCCUUGGCCUGCGGGUGGGAUGCACACUCAGGUGAGAAGGGAUAGUUCCAGGUCCUGCCGAAAAUACACAUGAGCACCCUGAGGACAGAGUGGACUCCUAGCCCAGGACAGAGGGGCCAGCCAGCGCUCCCAGCUCUCUGUGAACUGGGUGGAAUGUAGGUGGAGGGCAAGGACUGCUGCCACCUCCCCCUCCUCUCCCAGUUCUCAGGGAGAUGAGGACCCCGCUGGGAGAGGUCCCAGUCAGGGCUUGGGAGCAAGCCCACCCGGGGGAUAGAUACCCAGGAGUCCUGGGGCCUGCCAAGAGUCAGUACGGGGACCCCCAACCCCCCGCCCCCACAUUGAAGGGGUGAGUGGCCCCCAAGACAGCCCUCAGGCCCAGGAGGGGAUGGCCCAGAAAUAUGGGUGCCCCUCCCUGGCAGCCCUGGGAAGGGAUGGGGUGGUGGGGCCUGUCCCAUGGAGCCCUUCCUCCUCUCCAGAUCCCUGGGCUCAGGGAGGGGAGGGCCUGGGCCUGAGGGUCUGGACUCAGAUCAGCAGAGGAGGCGGGUGCCCUGCCCUGGCCCCGGUCCCAGCCCUGGCGGGGCUCGAGGGCCUCCAAGAACUGGCAGCAGAGCCCUCGGUCUGAGGUGGGAGCGCUAAGGUCGCAGAGCACAGGAGCACAGCGUGUGGGCCGGUGCCACUGGUCCAGGAAAUUCCAGGAGUCUGAGAGCAGAGAGCCAGGAACUGUGCACCGAGGGCAAAUCUCUAUUGCUUAUAAAUCAGUAUCCGAGGUGCCUUCUCAAGCUUGUUGGAGCUCUCGGGGAGGUGAGGACAAGCUCUGAGAGGACAGCAAGCAGGUUAUCUGAGGAAGCCCAUCAGUGCGGCAGACAAGAGUCUCAGGAGAGGACCCGGAGAGAAGAGCCCUUGGAUCCCUUUGCCCCCACCUGCUCAUAACCCUUCUGCUGCAGACACAAGUCAUCAUGACUCUGGGGGAGAGGAAUGAGCUCCCGAAGCAUGAGGAAGAUCAUCAAGACCCAAGAGAGGUCCAGCGCCCGGUAGAUGCACAGCUGUCGGAGGCUGAGGAGGAGGAAGAGGGCCUGUCUCCCCCCUCCUCCACUUACUCCCCUUUGUUUUCGGGUUCCUCCCCCUCCUCCUCCUCUUCCUCUUCCUAUUUCGCCCUGUACCCUGGCACCCCAGAGGAGGGGUCUGCUGCUGGGUCCCCAAGUCCCCCCCAGAGUCCUCUGAGGGCCUGCCCCUCCCCCAGUGCCCUGGCAGGCCCUCCCUGGAGCCAGUCUGAAGACAGCUUCAGCACUUCAGAUGAGGAGCGGUGGGGCACCGGGGUGGAGCGGGAAGUCGCCCCGCCCGUGGCCCAGGAGGGGUUCCAUGUGAAGGCGGUUGACCUGGUAGCGUUUCUGCUCCACAAGUAUCGCGCCAAGCAGCCUACCAGCAAGGCAGAGAUGCUGGAGGUCAUCACCCCAGAAUACCAGGACGACUUCCCAGUGAUCUGGGGCCAAGCAUCCGAGUGCAUGCAGCUGGUCUUUGGCCUAGACUUGAUUGAAGUGGAUCCCAUCGCACACUCCUACGUCCUGGUCACCGUCUUGGGCCUCAGCUAUGAUGGGAUGCUGAGCGGUGAGCAGGGCCUGCCCAAGACCGGCCUCCUGGUGCUGCUCCUGGGGGUGAUCCUCCUGGAGGGCGACUGUGUCCCAGAGGAGAAGGUGUGGGAGGCGGUGGGGGUCAUAGGAGUGUUUGCCGGCAAGCAGCACCUCAUCUAUGGGGAGCCUGGGGACCUCCUCACCCACGUCUGGGUGCAGGAAGGCUAUGUGGAGUACCGGCAGGUGGCGGGCAGCGACCCUACCCGCUACGAGUUCCUGUGGGGCCCCAGGGCCUACGAGGAAACCAGCAAGCUGCGGGUCAUGGAAUAUUUGCUGCACAUCAAUAGCAGGCAGCCGGCGUACUCCCCGGCCCAGUCUAAGGAGGAGAGGAGGAGUGAUGAGGAAGAGGGGGCCUGAGCCCUAGGAGCGGCUAGGCCCUUCCAGCCUCGGGUGGGGUCGGUGGUUUGUCCCCUAGUCUGAGCCCAAAGGGAGGCAUCCCUUCUGCCACUGCUGGUGCGUGUGUGUGUUGGAUGAGACUCAGCUCUGGGCUUCCUAAGGAGGCGGGGAGGGUUGGAGGAAGGAAGCAGGGCAAAGAGCCCCUCUGGGGGCCUGUUCUCUACCGUGAUCCCGAGAUCCAGAGCUGGUUACCAUGAGGAGGCUCUCACACAUUGCUCAGAUUCGAGGGUUUCGUAGGCUUCAGAGGUUAUGUGUGCGAGGGACAUCCCCCAUGAAGCCUCUGUACUUCCCCAGUUCAACAGUUAAACAGUUUUGUCCUGUCCUGGAAACCAGCUGGCCGACCCCGCCUGCCUCCGUGUUUGGGCUCUGGACCCACAUCCCAAGGCAUCGGCGGAGGAAUUGGUUGGAAAUGCGAAAGCACGUCGUCAAGUGAUGGGGUCAGGACAUAGAGAAAAAAAGUAAAAGGUUGUUUGUUCUUCA
Messenger RNA from Canis lupus familiaris (dog), 4280 nucleotides. RefSeq names its product melanoma-associated antigen 10-like. The record is from RefSeq and is a predicted model, not a curated record. NCBI's taxonomy places the organism in Eukaryota, Metazoa, Chordata, Mammalia, Carnivora, Canidae. The transcript has 4 exons. Gene Ontology annotation, cellular component: nucleus. Gene Ontology annotation, biological process: negative regulation of transcription by RNA polymerase II. The coding region runs from base 2733 to 3761 and encodes 342 amino acids.